AAGGGUGACACAAGAUGGCGGCGCCCAUAAGCGGUUGAGGCGUGGCAGCGGAGGAUGUUGGCGGCGGCCCGGGCUCUGCGGGGGCCGCGGCCGAGGUGGCCGGCACCGGCUCGCGAGCACUGGACACCGGCCGGCCGUUCGCGGAGCCGGCGAGAAGCGGCCGAGGCCGAGGCGGACGUUCCGGUGUUUCAGUACGUGGGCGAGCGCGCGGCUCGCGCCGAUCGCGUCUUCGUCUGGGGCUUCAGCUUCUCCGGGGCGCUCGGGGUGCCCAGCUUCGUGGUGCCGUCCUCGGGGCCUGGACCGCGCGCCGGCCUGCGGCCCCGACGCAGGAUCCAGCCGGUCCCCUACCGCCUGGAGCUGGAUCAUAAGAUUUCCUCUGCUGCCUGUGGCUAUGGAUUCACAUUGCUGUCCUCGAAAACCAAGGAUGUUACAAAAGUCUGGGGCAUGGGACUCAACAAAGAUUCCCAGCUGGGAUUCCACAGGAGCCGGAAGGAUAAAACCAGGGGCUAUGAGUACGUUUUGGAGCCCUCGCCUGUCCCGCUGCCGCUGGACAGACCUCAGGAGACAAAGGUGUUGCAGGUGUCCUGCGGUCGAGCACACUCCCUUGUCCUGACAGACAGAGAAGGUGUCUUCAGCAUGGGGAACAAUUCCCACGGGCAGUGUGGCCGGAAGGUGGUGGAGGAUGAAGUAUACAGCGAGAGUCACAAAGUGCACAGGAUGCAGGACUUCGAUGGACAGGUGGUCCAGGUUGUCUGUGGUCAGGACCACAGCCUGUUCCUCACAGACAAAGGUGAAGUCUACUCUUGUGGCUGGGGUGCCGAUGGACAGACAGGCCUGGGUCACUACAACAUCACCAGCACACCCAGCAAGCUGGGCGGAGACCUUGCCGGGGUGACCGUUGUCCAGGUCGCCACCUAUGGUGACUGCUGCUUAGCUUUGUCCGCUGAUGGAGGUGUCUUUGGCUGGGGAAAUUCCGAGUACCUGCAGUUGGCCUCUGUCACAGACUCCACACAGGUGAAUGUCCCUCGGUGCCUGCCUUUCUCCGGAGUAGGCAAGGUGAAGCAGGUGGCUUGUGGUGGCACAGGCUGUGCUGUACUGAACGCGGAGGGACAUGUUUUCGUCUGGGGCUAUGGAAUUCUUGGGAAAGGACCAAAGCUCUUGGAAACAGCAAUUCCAGAAAUGAUUCCACCCACGCUCUUUGGUUUGACGGAGUUUAACCCUGAAGUCCAGGUUUCCCAGAUCCGAUGUGGGCUUAGCCACUUUGCCGCACUCACCAACAAGGGUGAGCUGUUCGUGUGGGGCAAGAACAUCCGAGGGUGCUUGGGGAUUGGCCGCCUGGAAGACCAGUACUUCCCAUGGAGGGUGACGAUGCCCGGUGAGCCUGUGGAUGUGGCGUGUGGAGUGGAUCACAUGGUGACUCUAGCCAAGUCAUUCAUCUGAAAGGCCCUCUGGGCCCAGCCUGGGAGCCACACCACAGCAGCAGCUUAGCAGAGGCAGGGGAUGGCCACCAGCAGAGCUUCUGAGGGUACUGGGAGAGGGCCAGGGUCUCUGGGGUGCAGGAUGCUUGCUGUGUGUCCUCAGUGGGGACAUUCUACUAGAGGUCUGUAGACAAAGCCCUUCCCCCGCUGAGGUUCCUGCUGCUGACCUCAGCUCAGGAUGGCUACAGUUGGCUUGGCGUGUUUCUGAGGAGUACCAGGGCAUGAAGACCUUGAGUGGCCAGGCAGACUCCUUUUCCAGGUAAAACAUGGUAGCAUCUGGGGAUGUGUCUUGUCUGAGACACUAUUCUUAGAGAAAGCUCACUGCUCAUGACACAUUUGAUAUUAAGAGUUUAGAGACAUGACAAGGCACUCAGAAGAACUUGUAGUCCCCUGUCACAGGAGGAUAAACUUGGGCCUCAGCAAGAGAGCCAGAUGGACUGCCUUCAGCUAGGGCCUCUCUGGUCAGCUGUCAUCCCAGGAGUCCCACAGAAGGACAGUCCAGGGCCCAGGAUGCCUUGGCUUGAGACUCUUGAUGGAGCUGCCAGUGGGAGCCAGCCUCCCGCUCAGGUCUACAGUAUCCCAGCCUUGGAACUUCCUCACUGCCUGGCUUUGCACAGCCCAGAAGCCCCUGAAGAAAGACUGCGGGCCAAGUGCUUGUGGACUCUUGGCUGAAGGGCUGGCCUGGAGUGGGAGGCCUCAGAAAGUGGGAAAAGCCUUGUCUUUAGGAAAGCUUGUCCUUUCCUUUCAGAACAGGGUUUGAAAAGGUCUUUUGGAAUAAAGUCUAUUUUCUGCCUUUUUAAAGAAUGGAGGUCUUGUAAAA
Molecule: messenger RNA, 2298 nt
Organism: Mus caroli (Ryukyu mouse)
Lineage: Eukaryota; Metazoa; Chordata; Mammalia; Rodentia; Muridae
Gene: Rcc1l
Product: RCC1 like
Biological process (GO): positive regulation of mitochondrial translation
Cellular component (GO): mitochondrial inner membrane
Molecular function (GO): rRNA binding; guanyl-nucleotide exchange factor activity
Source: RefSeq, a predicted model, not a curated record